AUGUCGGCAACGGGAUACAAGCAAGAGAGCAGAUCGGGGGGGGGAGGGGGUGGCGGCGGUGUUGGAGACAUGUCGAUGAGCGGCCGAUACCUGCCUGUGCGUGAGAGCCUGAAGGGUCAGACGAACGGGCGCAUUUGCCGGAAGAGGGCUUAUCGGCCGAAGGGGUGUAUCUUGGUGACCGUUCCGGCUACCUUGCGCGUUACAAGGCUGUUAUCGCAACGCCCUCCCGCUGGGGGCUCGCUCAUUCGUUCAGGUCAAGUCAUCUGA
This is a messenger RNA of Colletotrichum graminicola M1.001, 267 nucleotides long. RefSeq lists its product as uncharacterized. Lineage: Eukaryota; Fungi; Ascomycota; Sordariomycetes; Glomerellales; Glomerellaceae. Bases 1 to 267 code for a protein of 88 amino acids. The record is from RefSeq and is a predicted model, not a curated record. The transcript has a single exon.